AUGGAGAAACAGGCUUUCUCCAAUGACGGUUACGAGGUCAAAUCGGAACGAGCAAGAUGGCCUCCGCUGACGAGGAUGUUGAUGUCCGGUGAGAUGAGUGGUGUCGAGCCCAAGGAGUUGACAUUGAAGGAAAAGUUCGAUCGAUGGAUGAUCAACGAAGGGUGGAGACGGCUUUUUGUUCUUGUCUUCAUCAUUGCGCAUAUCAUGAUCUACGUCUUCGGAUUCCUGAAUUAUGGCUUGAAGGACAACCUGAAUAAUGCGCGUGCCACAUACACUUGGACAUACAUGGUCGCAAGAUCGGCUGCUCUUUGUUUACAUGUCGAUGUCGCAUUGAUCUUGUUCCCUGUUUGCCGAACACUCAUCUCACUGAUGAGGCAGACACCUCUCAAUGGAAUUAUCCAGUUUGUCGUCGCGUGGUCGAUUGUCUUUUUUACGUGGGUUCACACGAUCGCCCAUCUCAACAACGUCGCCCAACUCUCCGCCAAGAACAACCAGGGUUUUGUUGGAUUCCUCAGAGCUGGCUUUCUGACUGGUCCAACAUGGACGGGGUGGAUCAUGCUCAUCUGUCUGAUGGCCAUGGUUUUUACCUCUAUUGAAAAGCCGCGUCGGGCGAACUACGAGCGAUUCUGGUACACCCACCACCUCUUCAUCCCCUUUUUCGUGUUCUGGUCGAUGCAUGGUAUCUGGUGCAUGAUCCCGACCGACUUUCCGCCGUUCUGCUCGGGGAUUGGCGUCUUUUACGAGUACUGGACCUACGGAGGUGUCGUCUACCUCGCUGAGCGGAUAGCUCGAGAGAUACGAGGACGGCACAAGACCGUCAUUUCCAAAGUGAUUCAGCAUCCCAGCAACGUGGUCGAGAUCCAGAUCAAGAAGGAGAAGACGAAAACGCGGGCGGGCCAGUAUAUCUUUCUCUGCUGUCCCGAGGUGUCCCUCUGGCAGUACCACCCGUUCACUCUCACCAGCGCGCCGGAGGAAGACUACAUCUCUGUGCAUAUACGGUGCGUUGGGAACUUCACCAAGGCGCUCGCCAAGGUCCUGGGCUGUGAUUUCGAGUCGGGCAAAGGCAGCAACGAAUCCGCUGUCGUUGGAGUCAACAAAAACGACGCCAACGACGACAUCGACCCGACGAUCCGUCGGAUCCUUCCACGGAUCUACGUCGACGGCCCUUUUGGCAGCGCCUCCGAGGACGUCUUCAAAUACGAGAUUGCCGUAUUGGUGGGCGCUGGUAUUGGCGUCACACCGUUUGCGUCCAUCCUGAAGAGCGUGUGGUAUCGCAUGAACUACCCGCAGAAGAGGACACGACUGCGCAAGGUCUACUUCUUCUGGAUCUGCCGUGACUUUGGCUCAUUUGAAUGGUUCCGCUCGCUGCUCUCUGCCAUUGAGGCGCAGGAUCUGGAAAGCCGGAUUGAGAUCCACACUUAUCUAACCGCCAAAAUCAAACCUGACGACGCAACCAACAUCAUGAUCAACGACGCCAACGCAGACCAGGACGCCAUCACGGGCCUCCGCGCGCCCACCAACUUCGGCCGCCCCAACUGGGACAUGAUCUUCCGAUCGAUCCGCAAGAUCCAUGCGCCCGCGGAGGCGGGCGUCUUCUUCUGCGGUCCCAAGGCUCUGGGCAGCCAGCUGCACAUCAAGUGUAAUAUGUACUCUGAGCCUGGGUUCCAGUUUGUUUGGGGGAAGGAGAACUUUUAA
Molecule: messenger RNA, 1695 nt
Organism: Rasamsonia emersonii CBS 393.64
Lineage: Eukaryota; Fungi; Ascomycota; Eurotiomycetes; Eurotiales; Trichocomaceae
Product: NAD(P)H oxidase
Exons: 8
Coding region: 1-1695 (564 amino acids)
Biological process (GO): defense response; superoxide anion generation
Cellular component (GO): NADPH oxidase complex; plasma membrane
Molecular function (GO): superoxide-generating NAD(P)H oxidase activity
Source: RefSeq, a predicted model, not a curated record